AUGAACAUUUCUCUUCCGACAAUUGUUGGCCAGGGCCGGUGCCCAGCUCCGUUUCUUGAGGCAGAUCUCUUUUCAUCAACGGAUGGCUUCAUCGAUGGAAGGUUUUGCUCCAACACCUUAGGGGUUAUUUGCUGCCUACCAUGUCCUCAGUCGGACUGGCUUUAUGGUGACAACAUCAGCACCCUCACGGAAGCCGCCAAUUGGGUCAACGCAUUACCUCAGUAUAUGCUUGGUUAUGGCUACAGUGUUGUUGCAGAUCAACUAAAGUUGGGAUUCAUUGUACCUUUAGGCGCGAAGCCCGAACAAUGUUACAACGCGAUCACCCCGAAUGAUAUGAGCACCAGCUUCACUUGCGCAAUCUCGGGCGCAUUCAUAAUGGCUGGGGGCUGGUGUGGUGUGAUGUGGGUCUUCUUAAGGUCUCUGGCCCUACACCUACAGAUUUGCUGGCAGAUGGUUAUUGGGAAGUCAUUCAUGUGGGGAGCUCUCGCUACUGGAUGGGGAAUACCAGCUGUUGCAUUGACUUUCGGAAUGAUCUUCAGUGGCGUUUCCUUUCGAUUCGGCGAUACUUGCCAUGUCAAUCACGAGAACAGUCUAGCGGAUUUCUGGAUUCCUCUUCUGAUCUUCUCUGGCGCCACCGUUAUCAUCCAAUUCGUCACCUUUGGUUACUGCAUCAAGGUAUAUCUUUCGUCCCUGGCAGAUAGUUCAAAUACCACGGAGACAUCAGGCGUUUUACCUUCGUACACCAACAGUUUACGUACCGUGUCACCACGACAAGCAUAUCGUCGAGUUCGCCGAGUCAUUGAGUUACAAUGGAGAGGUAUCGCUAUCGUACUGGUGAUCGUUACCGACGUCGUUUUCUUCGCGAUUGUGUUUGUCUUCAUGGAUGAUCUAGAAACGAAUAUCCUCAAGGAUCCUACAAAGGCCGAACAAUGGUUAACAUGCUUACUUCAAACUGCUGGGGAUAGAAAUGCAUGUCUAUCUCUAGCGAGCGCUCUGGUUGUAAACGAGGCCACUGUUGGUGCAGUUCUUGUCAUGUUAUCCUUGAAUGGUUUCUGGGCAGCAUUAUUCUUGGGAAGGAAAGCCAUGUUCACAGGCUGGAUUGAGAUGUACCGAGGAAAAAUGAAGCCCAACAAUGAAUUCAUCAGUGCCGAUGUCCACGCCUUCAAGGACCCCAGAGCAUACGAAAUGCUCAGUAAAGAUCGAGACCAACGAGACAUUAAGACCGUGGAAGCAUACGAAACUCCGGACAUAGUGACACCCAUCUCACCUCUUCGAAAGAGUGGUCGAGAAACCCCAGACUACUUUGGCAGGGAAGCAAGAUACAAAUCACCCUCAAGCUCAUUUUCCAAACCGAAUCCUCCACAAUCAUGGGAUUCUACCUCUACGUAUGCUCCGCCCAUGGAUCCACUCAACAUAAACAAAAAUCAAUCGUGA
Sclerotinia borealis F-4128 is the source of this 1434-nucleotide messenger RNA. Lineage: Eukaryota; Fungi; Ascomycota; Leotiomycetes; Helotiales; Sclerotiniaceae. The record is from the annotation of a GenBank genome assembly.